Perkinsus marinus ATCC 50983 is the source of this 2566-nucleotide messenger RNA. RefSeq lists its product as hypothetical. The record is from RefSeq and is a predicted model, not a curated record. Bases 26 to 2446 code for a protein of 806 amino acids. The transcript has a single exon. NCBI's taxonomy places the organism in Eukaryota, Perkinsozoa, Perkinsida, Perkinsidae.
CCAGUUGUUCGACUUUCCCUGGCUUAUGUCAGAGAAUUUACCAGAAAUUCCGGCAUUUGGCCCGGAACCACGGGGUAUGGGCCGUGCUGAGUCUACAUGCUCGCCCUCCUCCUCCUCCUCGUCCCACUCGUCCGACUUGGGCCCUCAUCUUACAACGAUCUCUUCUCGGCCGGAGUCGGCCUCGCAGCUCUACCCGGUAACGAACACAGCACAGCCAGCUGGUAUGAUGGAUGAUGAUGGUAGCUACGGCCAGCAGGAAAAAUCUCCGCCCGAGCUGUUGGAGGCCAUUGGUCCUGGCAAGGACGCGGUGAACUUAAAAAAAGGUGACGCCGCCGAGACUCCCGUGUUUAUGUCGAUGAUGGGAGCUGCUAUGGCGGCGGCACAGCUCCAGAAUAUGAACCAACAGAUCCAGAUGCAACAGUACAUGUUGUUACAGCAGCAGCAAGCACUCAUUGCUCAUGCCCAAACAAAGCGGAGGUCUGCAAGCACUCCACUAGAAUCAGUUCCACCAUCGAGUUCGCCACUCGCUGGUACUCAGUCUUCAACAGCCCAGUCCCGUCCGCCAACAGGUGGUAUGUCUGGCCAGCUCACUGCAGCUCUGAUCUCAGCUGGUGCCCGCUCGCCUGGAAACUCGGACAACAAUGACGGCGUGAACCAGGCCCUCGAUCUUGGGGUCACCACUCCUAGGAUGGAGAAGUCCCCCGGCAGCAGUGAUCAUAUAACUGGGUCCGAUGUUGGCACUCUGCCGUUGGUGGCACUCGCGGACGACUGUUGCACUCUAGAUGACGAUGAUGACGCCGUCGAGUUGAAGUACGGUGAUCUCACUUUGGAUGUGAGCCCGGACCAAGGACCAUCUGUUAGAAGAGGGGGAGUGGACAGCAUGCCAGGAUAUGGUACACAGGCUUGGCAGCAGUUCCAACAGCUACAAUACAACCAAUGGAGCUACGCGGCGGCGAUGAGCAAUCCGUGGUACUCUCAGGGCUAUCCCGGCCCGAGGGGUUAUGGCCAGGGUGGCGAGAUGAUGACGAUGAGAGGAGAUACCGAGCGGAGUGGAUCGGCAGCUGCUGCAGCUGAGGCGGUAGCUGGGAUCAAGCGGAGGAAGAAGCCCUAUGCAGCGCCCAAGGGGGUGUGGCGUAACAAUGGAGGAUAUAAUGCUACCAUUUACGUUAAUAAGAAGCGUAUCUACGGGCCUGUGCGACGGAACUUGGCCGACGCUGUGUCGGACCGGCGGAUUAUGGAGGACUCAGUAGAUUCGGCCAGGAGUAAGAUUGAGAGGUCGAUCGAGGAAGAGCAUAAGAUCUUCGAGUCUGAUCAAGCGAGGGAGUCGUUCAUUGCAGAGGAAUGCCAUACGAUGAUAAGGGAAGUAGUUGCGAAACUGCGAGCGGAGCGAGGCAGCACUCACAACUCCACCAACCCGGUUUCUCCUGAUCAUCGGCCGCCUGUCCAGACUCCGUUGGUCUCGCAGCGUUACAAAAGGCCGGGGAUUGUACCGUCUCUGGCUCAAGCUGUGUAUGGCACGGCGCCUGCUGUUGGUCGAGUUCCUGGAAAUAUGAUGCCUCUCAUGAUGCCGCCUUACCCGUCUACAGCCUGGUCAAGGUCCGUUGGUAGUGCCAAGACUACUGGCAGCCCGCUGUUGCUCAAGACGAGGAAGCGAGAUCGGUCGGAGGGUCCUGAGGAGGUUGCCACUACUGCUAAGGCGGAUAGUAUGCUGCCCAACACUGGAUUGGCUCAUAGUGUUAUCUUCGGCGGUGGUGUGGGCACUACUAGUAUUGAGAUACCCACUGACCCUUCGGAGCUCACUGAAGGGGUCACAACGGAGCCUAAGCGGGCAAGGACCACCACGCCUGUAACAGCAACAACUUCAUCAUCAUCAACAACAACAACGUCGUAUGUACCCUUAUCGCCUUUGUUCAACCCUGGCUCGCCUCCACUGUCAAGCCGAAUGUUCUCAUCAGCUUUACCCAAGUAUUUGCAGAGCCCCGCAUUCCCUGCUACACAGCUUGCCUCUUCUAGAGGGGCACCCCCUCUCGGUUCUAAUGUUGCUGACGGGUCGAUCAUGGAUGGAGACAUCCAACUGGAGGAAAGUGCUGUUGGGUCUUCAGGCCUCUACCCCAAGGGCAUGCAGACAUCUUUCGGGUUCCCUAUGACCCCAACAUUUUUGCCUUAUCAGACGACACCGGCUGGAACUACUCUUGCUAGCGCGAGUUCAGCUUCGUCAGCUACUACUACUGCUGCUGCCGGGGCUGUUGACUCGGCUACCCCCACCCCGGCACCAUCGACGUUGCGAUCGUUGGCCUUCACUUCUCCUGGUCUUCUACCUGCCCCUUCUCAUGCAGGGGCAACCACAGUAGCUGCUACUGCAUCCUUCUGGACACCGCACUUACAUUAUCUCAAGCAUAGCCCAGCGUUCGCUAGUCAGAGUAGCGCCGCUGCUACUGAAGGUUAACUCGAUGUCAUCAUUAUCUUUUACUGUAGCCAUAUCUCUCAAUACCAAUAUCGUUAUCAGAAUCAUCGUCGUCAUCGUCAUCAUCACUACGUCAGAACGUAAAAUCUCUAACAUUUCGUU